Molecule: messenger RNA, 1748 nt
Organism: Drosophila nasuta
Lineage: Eukaryota; Metazoa; Arthropoda; Insecta; Diptera; Drosophilidae
Product: cytochrome P450 6a2-like
Exons: 2
Coding region: 49-1569 (506 amino acids)
Molecular function (GO): oxidoreductase activity, acting on paired donors, with incorporation or reduction of molecular oxygen; monooxygenase activity; heme binding
Source: RefSeq, a predicted model, not a curated record
CUUUCAGUCUUAGCCGCAACCUCAGACGAAGCUGUUCGCAAAUUCAAAAUGAUCUUCCUAAUAUAUUUGGUGAUCGCGAUAUCCGCGCUAGUUGCAUAUUUCAUAUAUAGCAACACAACGUUCUGGCGGAAUCGAGGAAUUCCUCAGGAUCCGCCACAUCCAUUCUAUGGCAACAUGAUAGGAUUCCGCAAGAAUCGUGUCGUUCACGAUAUUCUCGAGGAAUAUUAUAAUAAAUUCCGAAAGGCCGGUCAUCCGUUUGUCGGGUUUAACUUCCUGCACAAGCGAUCGGCCUUCAUCAUGGACAUUAAAUUGGCCAAGAAUGUGUUGAUCAAGGAUUUUACAAACUUUGCCGAUCGCGGACAGUUUCACAAUAUUCGUGACGAUCCUUUGACUGGUCAUCUUUUCAAUUUGGAUGGAAAACGCUGGAGGGAAAUGAGACAGAGACUCUCGCCCACUUUUACGUCCGGAAAAAUGAAGUUCAUGUUUCCCACUGUUAUAAAAGUGUCCGAAGAGUUCGUUAAGGUGAUGUUUGAAGAAGUCUCAGCCAAAUCUGGAGGUGCUAUUAUCGAGAUCAAAGAGCUGAUGGCUCGCUUCACGACCGAUGUCAUUGGAACCUGUGCCUUUGGCAUUGAGUGCAACACUCUUCGCACUCCUGACACUGACUUCCGUAAAAUGGGAAGCAAAGUAUUUACGGAUCUGCGUCAUGGCACUCUCCUGACUGCUUUCGAGUUCAGUUUUCCUAAAUUGGCCAGCGCGUUAAGAAUGCGAAUGAUUCCUGAUGAUGUUCACGAGUUCUUUAUGCGACUUGUUGAGGAAACAAUGGCAUAUCGCGAAAAAGAAAAGAUUAAGCGCAACGACUUCAUGGAGAUGUUGAUCGAAAUGAAGCAAAAGGGAAGCUAUACAUUGGAGAAUGGCGAUGUUGUCAAAGGGUUGGAAAUUGGAGAACUCGCUGCUCAAGUGUUUGUUUUCUAUUUGGCUGGCUUUGAGACCUCUUCUUCUACCAUGAGCUAUUGUCUCUAUGAGUUGGCUCAGCACACAGAUAUUCAAGACAAACUAAGAGAAGACAUUAAUAAUGUUCUGCAGCAAUACGAUGGAAAAUUAACUUAUGAAAGUAUUAAAGCAAUGCGUUACUUGGAUCAGGUCAUAUCAGAAACUUUGCGUCUUUAUACAAUCGUGCCAUUCUUGGAGCGCAGAGCUCUGAAAGAUUAUGUUGUUCCCGGACAUCCCAAAUAUGUUAUACCAAAGGGCACUCAGGUGAUCAUACCUGCGGCUGCUUAUCACCGCGAUGAAGAUUUCUAUCCUGACCCUAACACAUUCGAUCCUGAACGCUUCUCAACCGAACAAGUUGCCAACCGCGACUCUGUCGAGUGGUUGCCUUUUGGCGAUGGUCCAAGGAACUGUGUGGGAAUGCGUUUUGGUCAAAUGCAGACACGUAUUGGCCUGGCCCAGUUGAUAAAGAACUUCAAAGUCUCGGUGUGCGAUAAGACUGACCUUCCGCUUGUCUAUAAUCCAAUGUCAUUUGUCUUGGGCACCAUUGGAGGAAUCUUUGUGCGAGCUGAGCGAGUUUAAACUGUGAUCGCCACAUGGAUAAAUAAAAGUGUGCUAAAAAUAAUGGGUGCGAUUUUGAAUGCUGUAAAUGUAUGAGAGAGAUGUUGUGUAUGACUUUACUUAUUUUAUAUGGAAACAUGAAAAAUUAUUUUAAUAAGUGCUGAAAAAUAAAAAUAGAACUUAGGCUAUUUUAUAAAAUA